GAAUGCACCAUGACGCAUCGACGUGUAGUUUUAAUCAUCGAUUUCGCUGUAAAAUCAUACCUACUGUGCGCACAACCAGACAUUUCUUUUCUGUCAAACGCUGGAAAUCUGCCCUCACCUGCUUCUGCGACCGCCGGACGACACAGCUGGACUCUGAGUUUCUGCAGGAAGUCGAGCGGAGAGAGAGCAAGCAUGGACCUGAGCGACAUGAGGAAGAAGUACAAAGGAGAUAAGGAGUGUUUCGAGGAGAGUCAACUUGUGUCCCUGGACCCCAUCAAGCAGUUUGGAAACUGGUUUGAUGAAGCCACAAAGUGUCCCGAGGUCGGAGAGGCCAACGCCAUGUGCAUCGCCACCGCCACCAAGGAGGGACGUCCGUCUGCCCGGAUGGUUCUCCUGAAAGGUUACAGCAACGAAGGGUUCCGCUUCUUCACAAACUACGAGAGCAGAAAAGGUUCGGAGCUGGAGACGAAUCCUCACGCCUGCCUGGUUUUCUACUGGGAGCCUCUGAACAGACAGAUCCGUAUUGAGGGCAGCGUGGAGCGGAUCCCCUACCAGAGCUCCUGUGAUUACUUCCACUCCAGACCAAAGAGCAGCCAGAUCGGAGCCGUCGUGAGCCGACAGAGCACCCCGGUUCCCAACAGAGACUAUCUGAGGCAGAAAAACUCAGAGCUGGAGGAGAAGUACAAGGACACAGAGGUGCCGAUGCCCGACUACUGGGGCGGCUACAUCGUGAAGCCUUCUCUGAUCGAGUUCUGGCAGGGUCAGACCAACAGACUCCACGACCGCAUCGUCUUCACCAAACUGAAGGACGGAGAGUCGGAGCUGGGAGAGUUUCAGCACCCAGCAGAGGGGGGCUGGGUUUACCAGCGGCUGUCUCCAUGAACACCACCUCAACAGACUGUCACAGGAAGGGAAAAAAAAGGACUGAACUUCAUCUAGAAUAUGAAAAAAAAAACUUGAAAUUACUGCUAUUCAUUGUUUGUUAACUAGGCGCUGCUGUUUAGGAUUUAUCUGUCGUUAAACCGUGUGUGUGUGUGUGUGUGUGUGUGUGUGUGUGUGUGUGUGUGUGUGUGUGUGUGUGUGUGUGUGUGUGUGUGUGUGUGUGUGUGUGUGUGUGUGUGUGUGUGUGUGUGUGUGUGUGUCGGUGGAAACUGACCGAACUGUGCAGCUUUUUCAUAAAACUUAAGUUCACUGACCAACACAGCAGAACAAACUCCAGCUGUUCUGUUUCAUACUGACUGACAGCUGGUUGUUUUAACGUGUUGUCAUUGACCUCUGGGACAUAAAAACUGUGUCUUAUUUCUUCAAUAGCACAACCUGCACCACUUUUUCAGCACAGGGUUGCUGUUUUUCUCUCCAGACGCGACUUAAUGCAGCUUAUUUUCAGUAUUUUGUGGGUUCCACUGAGCUUUACUACAACUACAACACGUUUUGUCCUAAUUAUGCAGAAAAUGAAGGCAGUUGUUUGAGUUUCUUUAUUUCCAGGAAGAAAGAAGAGCUCGGUUUAAACAAAAGCAACUCAUGUGCUGCACCUCAGCAGUUAAACGCAAUUUAAUAUGAUGCCAGAGGGUUUAUUAUCAUGAAAUGUUUGUUUUUUGUUGCCACAGUCACAGAGAUUUAAAGUCAAUAAUGUGUUUAAAUAACACAGAGGACUCAGUAAAUGGUGGUUAUGUAAUCCACCACUGUUAAUAUAACCUGAGGUGUGCAAAUAGACGGAAAAAAAGAGAAAUAUGUGCCAAUAUUAUGUCUAUCUUUGGCUGUAAGGGAACUUACAGGCUUCCAAGAAGUACUGAUAAUAAAAGAUAAUAUGAGUAAAGAUAAUAAAAGUAGACUAAAUGGCAUCAAACUGUUCAGGUGCACCUAUUAAAUCCUUCAUUCUUCACUCUGGGGAACUAUAUUUUCCAUUUCUGUUAAAUUGUAUUCAAACGUUUGCAUGUUCUCGUCUAAAUGUGCAAAUAAUUUGAAUUAAUUUACUUUAAACAGCUGAACACUGCCUCCGUUUAUCUGUUAAUUACUACUAAAUGUUAUAAUCUCCAAAAAUCUUCUACAGAAAUGGGAAAAUAAAGGAAAACACUUCAUAUUGCACUGACAGUUAACCGUAGUGGUCUUAAAUCUAACUGCCUUUUAACACUGAGAUUAAAAGAGCUGGUGAUAAUCGUCCCAACUGGUGUACUAUCUGAGUGUGAUUGUGGUUAAUUUCUGUUUUGAAUUAACUGAGAAAGAGCCUGUAAUAAAGAUUAAUUUGUAUCUGA
Molecule: messenger RNA, 2252 nt
Organism: Acanthochromis polyacanthus (spiny chromis)
Lineage: Eukaryota; Metazoa; Chordata; Actinopteri; Pomacentridae
Gene: pnpo
Product: pyridoxamine 5'-phosphate oxidase
Exons: 8
Coding region: 10-882 (290 amino acids)
Biological process (GO): pyridoxal 5'-phosphate biosynthetic process; pyridoxine biosynthetic process
Molecular function (GO): pyridoxamine phosphate oxidase activity; FMN binding
Source: RefSeq, a predicted model, not a curated record